GGUGCUUCACAGGGUUGACAAUGCGUCACUUCGUGCGCAUGCGCCAAUUUACAGGAAGCGUUAACGUUGUCUUCUACCAGCUGAUUUAGCCAAAUUGUCAACAGUCAAGCCUGCGACAGCUGCGCUGCUGAAACGACAGAAUUAACGAGAGAACGAGGAGCGAACAGAGCUCAAGACACCAAUCGGACAGACUUGACUACACUCUGGAAGUGACUGACAUCCCAGAAGCACCCAUCUCCACCCCAGGGAGGAGGCCCAGCCCCCCUGCCGUCUCUCACGCGGGCCGGUAUGAGCUCCAGAGGGAGCGGAGGCCGCUCCAACGGCACUCUGCCACAGACCAAGAUCUGCCAGUUCAAGCUGGUGCUGCUGGGGGACAUGGCUGUGGGCAAAUCCAGCCUGGUGCUGCGCUUCGUCAAGGGACAAUUUGAUGAGUUCCAGGAGACAACCAUAGGAGCUGCGUUCCUGGCCCAGUCGGUGUGUCUAGAUGACACCACGGUGAAGUUUGAGAUCUGGGACACCGCGGGACAAGAGCGAUACCACAGCCUGGCGCCGAUGUACUACCGUGGCGCUCAGGCUGCUAUCGUUGUCUUUGACAUCACCAAGCCGGAGACUUUUGAGCGAGCCAAGGCCUGGGUGAAGGAGCUGCAGAGGCAGGCCAGUCCGAACAUCGUGAUCGCCCUGGCCGGGAACAAGGCCGACUUGGCAGAGAGGAGACUAGUCGAGUAUGAGGAAGCCCAGACGUAUGCUGAAGACACCGGCUUGCUCUUCAUGGAGACUUCGGCUAAGACAGCCAUGAACGUCAAUGAGCUCUUCCUGGCCAUUGCCAAAAAGAUGCCAAAAACAGACACCCAAAACCCUACACAUGCAGCGCGGCAUCGGGGAGUCAACCUCCAGGACCCAGACGCCCACUCCACUCGAGCCUGCUGCGGGGGGAGCUAGACCGCCAACGCCCCACCAGUAGUCCCCCAUCCACACCACCGCAGCCCUUCAACCAUCCUGUCUCCUUCAGCCAAGUUAUGGGGGGCGGGCCUGACGCUGGGGAACCCCCCUUACCUACCCUCCACUCAUCCUCCUGUCCAAGCAGACAGAAAUUUAAAAAGGAGAAAAUGAAAAAGGGAAAGGAAAAGCAAACCAAGUUGGAGAAGAAACCCACCAUGUUUCACACGUCUGUCUCUCUCUCCACCAGCGACAGUCUGCGUUUUGGAAAGUACGAGAGGAGGAGGAGGACUGAGAAUGAGAGGAGGAAAAUACUGAAGAGAGUGGAAGACAUUGGCAAGCCUGUUGUAGUUUUAUAGCACUAAUUGUGAUUUUUGUUCCGUAAUUCUGCCUUGCAUCAUUUCAGUCACAGUGGCCAGGAAAGGGAAGAAGUGAUAUUACAUAUAAAGAAAAAGAAAAAGGGUUGAGCCGAAUUGUUAGGUCGUGACUGCAUUCUUCUUCUUCUUCUCCUUUGUCAGAGCUUGCGUCCGCUUGCUUUGCCUCCCGAAUGGAUCCGAUCCUGCUGUGCAUUAUGCCACAUGCUGAACCCCUGGAAUGAUCCCAUGGUUUGUGACCCCUCCCCCGCCCUGCCUGACCGUCCCUGGUGUCACUAGCGCCGGCCAGGCUCAUAGUAGAUAAGACCCACGACCCAGUUUAUCCCAACAUAAGUCCAUUUGUACGUAUUUAUUGUCCGGUGUUUUCACUUCUCUCUCUCUCUCAACUGCUCCGUUGUCUCCGAGGCGCUCACAUUUCUCCUCAUGUCCAGAUAGAAACUCAUCGUGUGAGGAAAAUUUGACAUUGUGUUUCUCAUGAAUACAUUUUGGUCCGACGGACUUGGUUGUUUAAAAAUAAAAAAAAAGGAAAAGAUUGCUGAAGUGCCCUGUUCCAAAAAAAAAAAAAAAAAAAGUUUGGGUUUCAAUGCCUUGCUUGAGUGCUCCGAGGAAAAAAAUAUCUUCACAGCUCUUCACAGCAACAAUAUAGACUUGAUCUGCAGUGUCUACAGUCCCAUGACUAAUAUUCUGAUGUACAGUAUAGGCAGAAAACUGUUAACUCUAAACUAACAUCUCUCUCAAACGUACGAUGGCCGCUGUAUUUAUUAAAUGGCUUAAUCUUAUUUUUCAAUUGUUACAAUGAGCGAUGGGGGUUGUUGUAAUAGCAAGAAAUGUGGUAGUCCAUGUACGGCUCUGCUCACAUGAAAUUACUGGCAUCAGAUAAAUGAAAUAUCAUGGAAGUCAGGAAGAGGAUACGGAAAUGUAACCGUGGUAAUAAACCUGUACCAUGCCCUGUCGGAGAAAAUCAGCCCAUCUUGUGUGUAAUGUAUUCCGCAUUUGCCCCUUGUCGUAAGCUUAAGUUGUCGGUGAACAUGAAACCAUAGUGAUCGCCAUUUAACUUAAUACGACGCUCUUUAAACAGAAGAGUUGUGUGCUUGGUUUCUGUCCAAGGCUUGGCUGAACAGCACGAGGAAGUGAAUUAAUGAAAACAUACACACAAAAAAACAAAAACAGAAGUGCCUAUUUCCAGUUUCUCUUGUUUCUGUGACUCAUGUAUUUGUGCUUGGUAGGCAACGUGCAGGAAAACAUUCCCUGACAUUGGCUUGUAUUGUUAUUAUUAUUAUAAACCAAUAACUUGGCACUCGGUCAUUAGGCUAGUCUGUAUCGGCUCUUCGUGUGGAUGUAAAGAGAUCUUGAUGAAUACACUGUAUGUUAAUUAUUAUUGUCUUGAAUUUUAAAGAACGUGUAUGUUAGCAGAGCACACUUGUAAACCUGGAAUGGAUCGUUUAAAAAAAGGGGACUCUAAUCAAUGUUAUAAAUCCGUUUGAUUUCAACAAA
This is a messenger RNA of Etheostoma spectabile (orangethroat darter), 2804 nucleotides long. RefSeq names its product RAB5B, member RAS oncogene family (gene rab5b). Gene Ontology annotation, molecular function: GTP binding; GTPase activity. Lineage: Eukaryota; Metazoa; Chordata; Actinopteri; Perciformes; Percidae. The record is from RefSeq and is a predicted model, not a curated record. The transcript is spliced from 6 exons. The coding region runs from base 289 to 939 and encodes 216 amino acids.